AUGGCUUCGACUCCGCCGCCUCUGCACGCAGUAAUGGUGCCGCUUCCUGCUCAAGGCCAUAUCAACCCUUCAUUUCACUUGGCAAAACUUUUAGCCGCCAGAGGAUUUUUCAUCACCUUCAUCAAUACACAGUGGACUGAGGAGAGGAUUUUUCGACCUCCCAACGAUGCCACUGCAAUCUCCAAUCGGUUGCAGCGGCAAGGAAUGCACUUUCGCUUUCUCUCUCUUCCUGACGGCCUCCCUCCUCACCAUCCUCGUUUUCUUAUAGUCCACGAGUUUUUCCAAGCACUACACAAACUAAGCCCCGCAAUGAUUCGACUUCUACAAAGUACAGCCGAUGAGGCGCCGCCAAUAACAUGUAUUAUAGCGGAUUCUCUCUUCGCCAGCACUGAAGAGGUGGCCACAGUGCUUGGCGUUCCCCGUGUCAUAUUCUGGACAUUCUCCUGCUCUGCGUCCAUCGCAUUUACUAAUUCCCGGCUUCUCCUUGACAAGGGACUUAUUCCAGUCAAUGUGAAGGAGGCGCAGCGCCCAGAAAACCUCAUCACCUGUCUGCCCGGAAACAUUCCACCAGUCAAACCAACGGAUCUGAUGAUAUUCCUCCGAAACAAGUCCGACCCUAUGUUUGAAAUCGUGCUGUACAUAUCAGACAAACAGAAAAAGGCUGAUUACAUGCUCGUCAAUACGAUUGAAGAGCUUGAAGGUCUCGGAGCCGUAACGGGACUCUCCAAUGGGUGUCCUGCUCUUACCGUCGGCCCUGUCUUCUUCCCGGAGUUUCUCCAAGCCAGUGACUCUUCUGUAAACAUUUCAACAAGCCUUUGGGAGGAUGAUCUUGACUGUCUUAAGUGGCUUGACAGGCAAGAACCCUCUUCUGUUCUGUACGUCUCUUUUGGGAGCAUCGCAGUGAUGCCGAUGGACCAGUUGCAUGAACUGGCUCUAGGGCUGGAGGCCAGUGAGCAGCCUUUUCUGUGGGUAGUGAGGAUCGACAUAGCCGAUGGACAUGCCGCAGUUUUGCCUGAAGGAUUUUGCGAGAGAAUUCAUGGCCGUGGAUUGCUUGUGGAUUGGGCCCCUCAGUUAAAAGUUGUGGCUCAUCCAUCUGUUGGAGGAUUCUUGACGCACAAUGGGUGGAACUCUACUCUGGAAAGCAUAAGCAUGGGAGUGCCUAUGAUCGGAUGGCCCCUGUGGGCUGAACAGUAUCACAACACCAGACUUUGCAAAGAGAUAUGGAGGAUAGGCAUGGAUAUUGAGUCUCGGCUAGAAGAUGACAAUGUGUUGGUAACAAGAGAAGAGGUGGAGAAGGUUGUUCGAAUGAUGAUGACAGGGGAUGAAGGGAGUGAAUUGAGAGAAAGAGCGUUGAAGCUGAAAGAAGCUGCCACCAAAGCGAAUGAGCCUUCUAGCUGUGAUAAUUGGAAAAGUGAACGGAAAGUUUGGCGGAGGCUGCAUAGACAUGGUUUCACAAACUACAUGGAAAAAUUGCAUGGUAGUAAAAAAUCGAUGUCUCAAGGCUUUGCUAAGCGAUGGAACAACAACAAAGUCACUCUGUUUGGGGAGACUUGGAAGCUCGAUGAGGAUUUGGUGGCGGAAGUUACUAGUUUACAGAGGGAAGGUACCAAGUUUUACAGAGAUCGAAAGUUUGCGGUGGAAGUUAUUAAAAACUUCCCUAAAAGUGAUGAAGAGAAGGUUCGGCUCGCCAAGAAGGACAAUGUAUCUUACUACCUCCCUCAUCAAAAAGGGAGGGUUGAUGAUGUAGAUAAAGAGAACAUGGAUGUGGAAGCUGGGUCAGAGGAGGAACAAGGGAAGGCGACUGAUGAUGAAGUGGAGAAUGAGAAGAAAGCGGUUGCAGGAGAAGAGGAGGAGGUGCAAAGAAAAGUGUAUGUUGAAAAGCCUGAUUCAAACCCUAUUUUCUUGGAUAGAAGGAAUGUUGCUCAGAAUACCAUGGAGGAAGUCAACCCUAAUUCUAUGAGCUCUACGUAG
Molecule: messenger RNA, 1971 nt
Organism: Cryptomeria japonica (Japanese cedar)
Lineage: Eukaryota; Viridiplantae; Streptophyta; Pinopsida; Cupressales; Cupressaceae
Product: 7-deoxyloganetin glucosyltransferase-like
Exons: 3
Coding region: 1-1971 (656 amino acids)
Molecular function (GO): UDP-glycosyltransferase activity
Source: RefSeq, a predicted model, not a curated record